Messenger RNA from Rhagoletis zephyria (snowberry fruit fly), 1108 nucleotides. RefSeq lists its product as uncharacterized. Gene Ontology annotation, molecular function: nucleic acid binding. NCBI's taxonomy places the organism in Eukaryota, Metazoa, Arthropoda, Insecta, Diptera, Tephritidae. The record is from RefSeq and is a predicted model, not a curated record.
UUACAUUUCUUAUAAUCGUUCUUAUGUCUAUUAUUUGGGCAAUAAAAAAUAAUAGAUCAACGUUUGUACUUUGCCAUGCCCUAUUUUCAAAGAGCCCAUUUUUCUCCAUGCAUAUGGGAUUGAUUUCAUGUAUCUCCAACGAAGUUCCAGUACUGUACCAUGAACACUUCCAGAGAUAUCCGGCUGGUAUGGUAGGUGCCGCGCCCCGUUUUCCAAAAGCUCCAUAUUUUCUGCAUGACUAUGCCAUUAAUUUCAUAUACCGUCACACCAAGUUCCAGUACUCUACCGAGAACACUUCCAGAGAUAAGAUCUGCUUCAUUUGAAAUCUGGCAGUACUCUACAUAGCACAACUUUGUUAUCGACUACUCGAUCAGCCGUUUAUUUAGUGUGCUGAUUUGGCAAUCGUUGUUUUUAUUACAGUUAAUUUUCAUAUGCGUAACUUUAAAAAUAAGUGAUGUGGAGAGCAAAGAACUUCUGCAAAGAAAAUUGAUUUUGGACGAAUUCAUGCAAAAUCUACACAUCUCCCAAUGUCGCAUUGAGAGAAAGGCGGAAUCUGGCGGAAAAUCAGGCACUAUAAAUAAAAUAGUGUUGAAGGAUGUUCUAAGGACUUUGAAAAGGAAUCCGAUUUUGGCAAUAAGCCAUUGUGCAAAAAAAGCGCAAGAGGUUUAUACACAAAAUGGAAUCAACAUUGUACUAAAAACGGCCAAUCCUCCUAAAUGCCCAGAGCUGCAAACGAUCGAGCGCUAUUGGGCCCAUAUGAAAUCAAAAUUAAAAAUACAAAAUGCACGGCUUCAAGAACAACGUAGUUCCGCAGUAUGUGGCGAAAACUUAUAAUGAAAAAUUCGGUUUAUAUGGAAGGUGCCAAGCCUCCUUUUCAAAUAGUCCGAAUUUGUAUUCAUGAGUAUGCGAUUGAUUUCAUAUAUCUCCAUACCCAGCUCCAGGCUGUACCAUGAACAUAUCCAGAGAUAUACAGUAUGAAAAAUUCGGUUUGUAUAUGAGGUGCCACGCCCCUUUUCCAAUAACUCCAAUCUUUCUUCAUAAGUAUACGAUUGAUUUCAUAUAUAUAGUACAUCCAUACCAAGUUCCAGUACUCUACCAUGAACAGUUC